UGUCAGCUCGCCCAGAGUCAGGAGCGACAGGCCAUGACUGGCAGCACCACAGUCACAUAGCAAGUUAGCAUUGGGAUCAUUAACACUUCUGCUGGAUCAAUACAUUUGUUGUUGUUUUCUAGUUGCUGGGAAAAGACCAAGCAGAGACUAAAACACCAUCUAUCACUGCCUCCUGGAACGCCUGAAACAUGGCUCACCUCCAGAGUGUGCAGAAGAAGACCAGCACCAUGUCCCUGACCAUCUCCUCUUCCUCCUCUUCCUCCGCCUCUCGGGAGCUCUCCUCCAGCUCCUCCUCCUCCGUGCUCGCUCAGAAACGCUCCGGCCUGGUGCAGCCGCUGCUUGUCAGCCCUCCAACCAGUCAGAGUCCCAUCUUGAAUCAACAGUACUCAGGGACCGGAGUGGCCCCUACUUUUGUUAAGGGCCUCCAUGAUGUGUCCACAGUGAACGGGCAGCUGGUGGUCCUGGAGUGCAGACUGAGGGGAACCCCCCCCCUGCAGGUCAUGUGGUACAGAGAGGACGAGCAAGUACUGGACUCUGAUGAUUUCAGGAUACUACGCAAGAAGGCCAGCUCUGCAUCAGUGCCAGAGGAGCUGUGCACACUGGUGAUCACAGAGGCCUUUCCAGAAGACUCGGGCAUUUUCAAAUGUGUCGUCAUCAACCCCUUCGGCACGGUCUCCUGCUCUGCCAUCUUAGAAGUUUACAAUGACCUGGAGGAGCAGCUGGAGGUGGAGGCAGCCAGUCAGCAGGUAGCAGCUUCUCUCCGACAGGAGCAGGAAGCCAUGUUCCAUCAGGAGACUUUCAGCGACGACUUUCCAUCAGAGCUGCCUGACUCCAUGACCCUCCCCCCGCCUGAGUGGCCUGAGAGCCCGCUAGAAGAUAACAGCCCAGUUGCAGAUUUUCCAGAGCCUCAGCCGGCGUACUACUGCUCUGAGGAACCGUUUGGUCGCAGUGAGGAGGAGAGAGCCCUGAGCUCAGAGGGCCAAAGGUCACCAGGGGUCACCGUCCGCACCUGUACGCCCAGCCCUCCCCCCCCACCCUCACCACCAGCCCACGUCAACGAGAAAGCUACACCAAAGCUGUUCAGCCCGAGCAGGCUCACUUUUACUUCUUCCCAGCCUGGAGGAAACAGCACGAACAUGUCAGACCUGCCGUCCUUCACUCCCAGCGUCUUCCCUCCCAGCGCCUUCAACUACGAGCGGCCGAGGCAUUUCAUCCAAUCACAGGCGGCCUUUCAAGCCCCCAGCUACGAGAGCGUUCUGAAAGAGGCCCAUGAGAACCAAAACAACUCUCAACAGAACCUCAUCAGCUCCCAACAUGUUACAGAGACACAGAGCCAAGCCAAAGUGAUGUCUGCCCAAAGUCAGUCUUUCUCUCAAACUCAGUCGGUGUCCAAGUCCAUGUCGCAGACGCAGGCACAGUUUCAGUCACUGAGCCUCAGUCAGAACCAAGCCCAGUCUGUGGCGCAGACCCAGGCCCAAACCCAGGUUCAUACCCAUGCCCAGGCUCAGUUACAAUCCAAAACCGAGGCCCAUACCCAGGCUGUGAUGCAAACCCACACCCAGGCCCAGGCCCAGGUUCAUACCCAGGCCCAGGUUCAUAGCCAUGCCCAGGCUCAGUUACAAACCCAAACCGAGGCCCAUUCCCAUUCCCAGGCCCUGAUGCAAACACAAACCCACACCCAGGCCCAGGCCCAGGUUCACACUCAGGUUCAUUCUCAGUCCCAGGCUCAGGCCCAGGUCCAGAUCCAGUCCCAGGCCAAUGGCACCAGCAAGUCCUCUCCAUCCUCUUCAAGUCUCAGCUCUCCUAUCUCCACCCCCACCUCCUCUGCUGCUCCUCCUCAUUCCUUCACAGCCCCCAUGCUCAGUCCGUCUGCUGCCCCCGCCUCCUCCUCUGCUCCUUUCCCACCCCCGCCAUCCUCCCCUUUCCCCGCCUCCUCCGCCCCUUUCCCCCCCCCACCAUCCUCCCCUUUCCCUCCCUCUCUCCCCCGCACCACCAUGCGUUCCACCAUCACGCUCACCCCCAGCAUCCCCAGUGCCACGGGCCUGGGCAGCGCCACCCUGCCCGCCAACCAGGACUCCAUGUCAGCCCCGGCGGCGUUCCUCUGCUCCGUGCUGCCCUCCCCCUCUGCCUUCUCCCCUUUCUCCUCCUCCAAGCUGUCCCCCAACUCCAGCCUCUCCCACCCCUCCAUCUCCCCCUCCCGCUCGCCACUCUCUCCCUUUCCAUCUCCCCUCCCUCACCAGCAUCUCCCAGUGUCACCUUCCGUCCCUCGCUCCCCUCUCUCUCCCUCCUCCCCCUCAUCUUUCCCACAACCCAACACUCCCAACGGUCAGAGCAGAGUCCCCCCUGCUGUGGUCUCCCUGCCCGCCAGCUACAAGGCAGCACCAAGCAUCCUUCCAAAGCCCAUCCUGAAGAAGGCUGUGGCUCCGCGGCCCUCUUCCUCUCGCUCCACUGAUGAUGACAUCCAGGGCUCCAAAGACGCCCUCAUCCAGGAUCUGGAGAAGAAGCUACGCUCCAAGGAGGCCAGGAGGAGAGGCAGCCAGAAACUGUCCUAUGAGGAGCGUAUGGCUCGGAGGCUGCUGGGUCCAGACAACGCCAACUACAUGUUUGACCAAGACGGUCUCUCAGACUCACAACUCGACCAGCCAGAAGCACCAGAAGGAAGACACACAGGAGGAUUAUGGGGGAGGCGCCACACAGGGACGGAUGAGAGGGGGAAUGAGGGCUCAGCUAUCCAGGAGAAGUCGUACGCCCCUCGCUUCCUGCAGAUCCCUCUAGACCUCACUGUGGAGGAGGGGCGCUUCUGUAGGAUCGACUUCAAGGUGGGAGGCCUCCCUACUCCAGACGUGUGCUGGUACCUGGACGGUAAAGCCAUUCGCCCGGACGACUACCACAAGAUGUUGGUGUGUGAGAAAGGGAUGCACUCCUUCAUCAUAGAGAUCGUCACCGUGCACCACGCCGGGGUGUACGAGUGUGAGGCCAGGAACCGAGCGGGGGAGAGCAGAUUCACCAUGAGGCUCGACGUAUUAGCCCAGGAGGCUCUCCGCCCCCCCACCUUUGUCCAGAAGAUGUUGAACUCCAGAGUUCUGGAGGGAGACACCGUGAGGUUAGAGUGCAAAGUGGAUGCUUCCCCCCCUCCACAGCUCCACUGGAAGAAAGAUAAAGACAUGCUGCGGAUCGACCCAAACAGAAUGAGUCUGUAUGAGGACGGGUCGGGCCGGCAGUGCUUGUUGAUAGAGAGGCUGAUGAAGUCUGACGCCGGCUGGUACACCCUCUCUGCCAUCAACGAAGCCGGCAUGUCCACAUGCAACGCCAGGCUGGACGUCGGCACUCGCACAGCCCCGAAGACAGCGCCCCCUGGCUCCAAGACGCUGAAGCUGCUGUCCUCGCUAAAACACGUGCCCUCUCUGACCGUGGAGACCCCCACCAAGCACACCGCCCCUCUGUACGAGAGUGAAGAGCUGUAGAGCCUCACACAACCCUGUCACAUCCUCACAUACACACAGUGUCAAAACUGGGCCUGGCAAAGGUUUUACUAAGUAAGCUUUGGUUCAGAUUUACAGCAGUGCAGCAGACCAGGACACAAAAACACUGCCAUUUUGACUGAUAAACUCUACAGGUUCACUCUACAUUUCUUGGAAAAAUGAGGUAUCAUGUUUGCCAAUUUUUUAAGAUUAAGGCAAAAUUACAGUGAAAAUCUAUGUACUAAAUAGUGAAAUAUUAUGGUAUAAAAUGUGCCUUCAAAACCACAACUCUAACCAAAAGGAGCAGUUGGUAGCUACUUUGAUUGAAAUGUUUCCAUAGUGUUUUGCCUUCUGCGUUAAAAUAAGCCCACCUCAUGCUGCCCACCUGCCUGUCCUUUCUCUGCAGACCUGAUGUUUGAUACAUGCCUCUAAGCCUCUCCUGCUGUCUGUCAUGCUCUCAGCCCAUGGUGCCUUCAGGUCAUGGCUGUAUUAAUAGACCUGGAUAACGUGCUGCAGACUGCACUUUAAUCCUGACAACUGUCAGCUUGUGCCUCGAUUUUGUAUUCGAGCCUUCCAAAGUCCCUGAAUCACGGCUUCUGAGGAUGUGCGUCCGUAAAGCUCCAUUAAUGAGAGGAGAUCCGAGAGCUCUGCUGAGGUAUAAAUGCGGUCUAAUGUGUUUUAAAAGUUGUUUAACAAUAUACAGUGUGAAUUAAGCUAUUUAUUUGAAGGUUAUUAAUUAUCAGUGUUGCCCCCUCUCUUGGCCUGAGGUGUGUCAUGGCUGCCAUGCUGAUACCCAGCCUGAACAUAAAACCUGAUCUGCACUCAAAAAGACACUCGCAACUAACUUAAUCAAGUUUACAUUUGAUCCCAUCGGCAGUGCGGAUUACACGUUUUUACAUUUCACUCAAAAGGAGAAUAUCAGUAUUUUUUCUCCUUCGAUGCAAUAAUCCUGUUCAGUAGGAAUCAGUAUGUCAGCCAAACUCAAAAUGUCAGACCGGUGCCUUACAUAUAAAGAAGCUUGAUCUGUCUGCAUACAGUUUUUGUUACUGCCAGCCAUUAAGUAAUUUCACAAAGGAAAUGUAUACUUGGCUGGAUAUGCAUGCAAAGAAGAAUAUCUGAUAUUUAACCCUGCGUGGCAACAAACUGCCUGAAAUAAAGUAUUUUUACAACGUAUCAAACAGGGUUGAACAUUGGAUUGUAAUAGUUCUGUGAGAUUUUAAACUGCAGGUAGUAGUGUGUAUUGUUUGUUGUGUAAGUUCUACAUAUCACUGGAUGAAUGAGGAAUAAAGUGUAUGUGACCUUA
Messenger RNA from Gymnodraco acuticeps, 4764 nucleotides. Its product is annotated as palladin-like. The record is from RefSeq and is a predicted model, not a curated record. Gene Ontology annotation, molecular function: cell-cell adhesion mediator activity. NCBI's taxonomy places the organism in Eukaryota, Metazoa, Chordata, Actinopteri, Perciformes, Bathydraconidae. Gene Ontology annotation, biological process: dendrite self-avoidance; axon guidance; homophilic cell-cell adhesion. Gene Ontology annotation, cellular component: axon; plasma membrane.